AUGGUGCAUAUCAAAAAGGUCGUAAUUCAGGGGUUCAAGAGCUACAAAGAGCUAUUGGACUUGGAGCCUUUCAGUAAGGGCAGUAAUGUCAUCGUGGGGCGCAACGGCUCGGGCAAGUCCAAUUUCUUUUUCGCGAUCUUUUCUCGAAUCUUCGCGCUGAUGAGAGGCAGGCCCUGCUUCAUGGCACUCGAGUACACUCUUUACACCAAGGAACUCCAGAGCACCAACGAAACCCUCAGAAGGCUCGACACAGACCGACAGGAGGAGUCGUCGCGCGCCAAGGAGGAAUACCAAAACGCGUUGCUCGUGCACAAGGCGCUCAAGGCCAAGGAGCGGGAGCUGAAGGACGCCGAGAUCGAGAUGCGACGCCUGAACAAGGAGAAGAGCGUGAUCGAGGAGGAGCGCAAGGAGCUCCUCAAGCAGAAGGCCAAGCUCGAACUCGAACUCGAAGAGGCCGAGUCCCGCGCCGGCACCGAUCAAGAGAACCAGGAGCGUCUGGCCAAGGAGGCUGAGCGGCUGCGCAAGGAGAUUCGAACCACCACCAAGAAGCUGGACGAUCUCACGCCCCGCUACAUGGCGGCCGUGGAGGCGGAGCGUGACGUCAACGAGCGAAUCAUCGACUGCGAGCGACGGGUCAACGAUCUGUACUCCAAGCAGGGCCGCAGCUCCCGCUUCACCAACAAGAAGGAGCGUGACGCCUGGAUCAAGAAGGAGAUCAAGCUGGUCGACCGCACCAUCGAGGUGCAGAAGCAGCAGAUCGAGGCCCUUCAAGACGAGAUCAAUCAGAUCGGAGCGAUGCGCGAGGAUGAAGCGAAGAAGGGUUACUCGCAGGUGAACAAGAAGGCCUUGGACCAGUACGUGUCGUUCACGGAGCAGUACGACGACCUGCUCAACAAGAAGAAGGAGUCGGACAGCGGCGCCGACAGAAUCACGGAGCUCAUCCAGGCGCUCGAUCGCAAGAAGGACGAGGCCAUCGAGCGUACGUUCAAGGGCGUGGCCAAGCACUUUGCGCAGGUCUUCUCCGAGCUGGUGCCCGACGGCAAGGGUGUGCUGGUCAUGCAGCGCUCCAAGGACGUCCAGGAGGUGGGCCGCAUCGCCGCCUACACCGGCGUGGCGAUCAAGGUGGCCUUCACCCGCGGCGGCGAGACCCAGCACAUGCAGCACCUCUCCGGCGGGCAGAAGUCGCUCGUGGCGCUGGCGCUCAUCUUCGCCAUCCAGCGCUGCGAUCCCGCUCCCUUCUACCUCUUUGACGAGAUUGACUCGGCGCUGGACCAGUCGCACCGCACGGCGGUGGCAGAGAUGAUCAAGCGCCAGGCGGAGAAGGCGCAGUUCAUCACGACCACGUUCAGGCCCGAGCUGGUGCGGUCGGCCAAGAAGCACUACGGUAUCACCUUCAAGAACAAGAUCUCCUCGAUUCACGCCAUCACGGAGAAGAAGGCGCUGGCCAUUAUCCGUGCGUCGGCGGAAGCUGAAGCCGGUCCGCUGAUGCCCGCGGAAGAGGAGGAAGAGGAAGAGGAGGAGACCUCGAAGGGCAAGGAGCCCGCGGCCUCGACCACCACCACAAGAGACGAAGGAGAGGAGGGGGAGGAAGAAGAGACCCAGCUCGGGGAGGGCGAGGGCGAAGGCGAAGGCGAGGAAGGCGCUGCCCCCAUGGAGGAGUAA
Messenger RNA from Acanthamoeba castellanii str. Neff, 1662 nucleotides. Its product is annotated as RecF/RecN/SMC domain containing protein. Gene Ontology annotation, molecular function: double-stranded DNA binding; cohesin loader activity. NCBI's taxonomy places the organism in Eukaryota, Discosea, Longamoebia, Acanthamoebidae. The coding region runs from base 1 to 1662 and encodes 553 amino acids. The transcript has 10 exons. Gene Ontology annotation, biological process: mitotic sister chromatid cohesion. The record is from RefSeq and is a predicted model, not a curated record.